AUGACCGAGGCAAUGAAGGAACAAAUACUGACACUUAAAGUGAUGCGCUUUGCUCGUCCCAAAUUUUAUGAAAAUAUUUGCAUGCCAAUUGAUCCAGUUGAUACCACCAGCCAGCUCAUUGGCUCUGCUCUUUGUCGUUUAACUGGACAGGAAACUGCUGAUAUACCUAUUGGAAAAUAUCUUAUGGCGCCGCAAAAGUUCGAGAAUAUAUAUUUGGGAGAGACCUUCACUUUCUAUGUUUGCGUACAAAAUAUAAGUGAUAAAUUCGCUACGGAUAUAUGUAUCAAGACUGAUUUGCAAACUACAAGCCAACGUAACGCUUUGUCGUCACAGUUACAAGAAGCAAAUGCUGUUCUGAAACCAGGGGAAUGUUUGGGAGAAGUUAUUACUCAUGAAAUUAAAGAAAUUGGGCAGCACAUAUUAGUGUGUGCGGUAAGCUACAAAACACCUAAAAAUGAGAUGUAUUUUCGAAAAUUUUUCAAAUUUCCAGUUACGAAACCAAUCGACGUUCGGACAAAGUUUUAUAACGCGGAGGAUAAUCUGAAUAAUGACGUUUACUUGGAAGCACAAAUUCAGAAUACUUCUGAACUACCAAUGGUUCUGGAAAAAGUAAUCCUGGAACCAUCCGACUUCUAUUUGAGUUCUGAAAUAUCACCUCCUGAAACAGAAAAUGGAACCAUGGACCAAUCUUAUCUCAAGCCAAGUGAUAUUCGGCAGUAUCUCUUUUGUUUAAAACCAAAAACAACAGAUUAUUCUCUUAAUUAUUUUAGGAAAGGGACUUCAAUUGGGAAACUUGAUAUGGUUUGGAGGACAGGUAUGGGAGAGAGAGGCCGCCUACAAACGAGUGCUCUGCAGCGAAUGGCUCCAGGAUAUGGUGAUUUGCGACUGACAAUUGAAAAAAUACCAGCAACGGUGAAAGCCUUGCAAUCAUUUCGCAUGGUGUGUCGGCUUCGUAACUGUAGCGAACGUUCACUGGAUUUGGUGCUGACUUUAGACGGCAAAUUGCAACCAAAUAUGGCUUUUUGUUCAAUUAGUGGUAUUGAAUUGGGUCAGUUGGCACCAAACAGUACGACUGACUUUUCCAUAGAGUUAUUACCAUUAACUCCUGGAUUACAAUCAAUUUCUGGUAUUCGAGUUACGGACACAUUCUUGAGAAGAACAUAUGAACAUGACGAUAUUGCUCAAGUGUUCGUAGCGUAG
Molecule: messenger RNA, 1200 nt
Organism: Brugia malayi
Lineage: Eukaryota; Metazoa; Nematoda; Chromadorea; Rhabditida; Onchocercidae
Exons: 12
Coding region: 1-1200 (399 amino acids)
Cellular component (GO): TRAPPIII protein complex
Source: RefSeq, a predicted model, not a curated record